This is a messenger RNA of Adineta steineri, 6624 nucleotides long. The record is from the annotation of a GenBank genome assembly. NCBI's taxonomy places the organism in Eukaryota, Metazoa, Rotifera, Eurotatoria, Adinetida, Adinetidae.
AUGUUGCUUGAGUCAAAUCAUAUUAAUAUCCUUUUAUCAUUUGUUCGUACAAUAUCUAAAUCAAAUGAUCCUGAUAAAUUAUUAUUAGAUAAUAAACGUUGUUCAUUAUUACUUAAUUCAUUAUUAAAACAAAUUCAAGAUCGUAGUUCAUCUGGUUCUAAAUUUUACAUUGAUCAACGUUUAGAAAAUAUAAUUACAGCUGUAGGUUAUUUAGCUGUUGAAUUAGAUGAUAAAUGCAAAAUUCGAGCACAAAUUAUUAAAGUUUUAAUUGAGUUUUAUGAGAAAAUACCAACAGCAAAAUAUUAUGAAGUAGCUACACUUAGUUAUAAAUAUGUAUUACCUUCGGCGGAAGUCUUUAGUUUUGUUCUUCAUACAAUUCUAACGGAACUUGCAGCGACAUCCGAUGAUGCCAAAUCACGAGAGAAAAUUAUGUUUCAUAUUGCGGAUAUUAUUCGACAAAUUGUUGAAGGUUUACGUAAAGCAGUUCAUGAUAAAUCGAAAGAAAAACAUCAAUCAAUCUAUCGAUUUGAAGUACCAUUUCUAUUUGGAGCAUUACGAGCAAUUGGAAGAAUAUCUGUAACCGAUCAAAGUUUAAUAUCUCAAUUAUUUCCAAUAAAUUUCAAUUUAUUAACACAAUCAACUUAUAUUGACCAGAAAGAAUCAUUAGAUAAUAAUAAUAAAACGAAUUCAAAUACAUUUCGUCCAAUUUUAUCGAAAAUUUUAUCAAAAAAUAUUCUAUCAUCAACAAAUGAUACUAUUUCACAAUUAGUAUUUUCAAAUCCAUUAGAUCAACAUGAUAUUUCAUCAACAUAUCGAUCCAUAUCGUCGACAGAAAGCACUGAUCAACAUAUAUCGGAAGAUAAUCUUCCAAUAACUUCUUUAUUUUUCUCUAUUUCUGGUUCAACAUAUCGACGUCAUCGUCGAUCAUCUUCAGAGACAAUUUCGAAUCGUUUUCGUAUUUGUUUAACUGCACCUGUUCUAGAUCAUUUACAUGAAACAUUUAAAUUAAUUGAUAAUCAUAUUGUGAAAUAUUUGGAUAAAAUAGCUAGUGAAGAACAUGAUUUAAUUCAUAAAUCAACUACUUAUGCAUCAUAUUCAAAACGUUAUUUUCCUUAUGCGUAUUUUGGUGAUAUUCUUAUUUUAUGUAUUAUAAAAUUUUUUCGUGAUAAUCUUGAAUUGCUUAAUAAAUCUUCUGAACGAUUGGUGUCAAUUAGGAAAUCUAUUUAUUUAUUUGUUCAACAAUUAAUUGCAAUCAAAGUAUUAGAUUUAGAUAAUGAUGAAUAUAAAAAAAAUUCACAUCGAUAUCGAACACGUGUUGAUGCUAAUGCAGCAGCAUUGGAAUUACUUUGUUUAUCUUGUGAUGAUGAAACAGAAGCACAAAAACUAUGUACAAAAUGUGCAGAAAAAUUCACGCAAGAAACAAUUAGUACAAAAUUAUUAUCAGUACAAAUGCCAUUAUUAAUGACAUCAUUAGAAGUAUUAAGUCGUUUAGCAGAACAACAUCAAUCAUUGUCAACAUAUACAAUACGUGCCUUAUGCGAUUUUUUAAUUGAGCCAUCACCUGUUCUUUUUAAAUUAUAUCGACAUACAAGUCAAAAACUUGAUGGAGAGGGACGUCGUUCAUAUACAAAUGAAUAUAAUCGGAAUUCAAAAGAAAAAUAUCGAGCAUAUCACAUAUUCGAAAAAUUACGAGAUACUGCAAUUGAAGGAUUAUGCAGAUCAUUAUUUAUACGUUUAAAUUCGGAUCCAAAAUGUGUUGAAGCAUUACUUACACAACUUUCGGCUAGACUUGCAUCAGGACAUAUAAAUAAUAAUACGAAUUGGAUGUUUAAUAUUAUACUGCUUGAUGCAGCACCACUUAAACAUCGUUCAGCAAUACGAAAUGAUGUUGAUAACGAAAAAUAUGAAAAUUUAUUGCAAACAUCAUUAGUUUCUCAUAAUACAAUUCUAACAUUGGGUCAUAUGGCAAUCGCUUUAAAAGAUGUUGAACAUACUCAACAAUCAAUUUUAGCUCGUUUUCAACAACGUAUUGGUGAUCCGCCAUCACCGCUUGAUAUACUUAUUAUAAAUCAAAUUGGAUCUAUGCUGAUUUCUAGUCUCCCGUCAACAACUUACGAAGAAAUUAUUCAACUUUUUACGAAAAUAAUUAUUGAUUCUACUUAUCAAACGUAUGAUAAUGCAAGUACAUCCAGUAAUACUACAGAUCGAUAUCCAACAAAAUAUAUACAAGCAUCUCAAGCUGUGAUUGAUGCAUUAGGUAAUGUUGCUGCUAAUAUACAAGAUUCAACAGAAUUAAUGAAUCUUUUAACAAGUAUUCUUGAAUUAUUUGUUCAACUUGGUUUACGAGCUAAAGAUGCAAGUGAAAAAUCGACUAAAAGUGCUCUUAAAGUUUCAAAUACAGCUGGUAGUCUUGGUAUUUUAAUACCAGUUAUUGCGGUUAUUAUGUCUCGAAUGAAUGUGAUAACAGACCCAUCCGAACGUGUUUUUCGUUUAUUUCAACGUUUUUGGUUUUAUUGUGUUUUAUAUGGAUUUACUGAAUCAGAAGGAGGUUUAUGGCCAUCAGAAUGGCAUGAUUGUAUUCGAUUUAUUUCAACUAAAUCACCUGCAUUAGUUGCUCAAAAUUUAAACUAUGUACCAUUAAAAGCUGCAAUGCCAUUAAAACCAGAACAAAUUACAAAAGAAGAUAAUAAUGAGUUAAAAUCAAAAUUAAAUUAUUUAUUCUCAUAUUAUACAGGUGCGAAAGGAUAUAUUGAUCGAUUUGGUUUUGAACAAAGUGCUUAUACACUUUCAGUGUAUUAUCUUGAAACAUUUAGAGUUCGACACUCACUCGAUCCAUCAGCAUUACAAUGUAUAUUUUCUUAUCUUGAAGAUCCAGGUUUAAUUAGAGAUAAAUAUGGUUUAUGGACAUUAAUGAUAGCUGUGGGAAGAAAAAGUCUUGCGAUUUAUGUUGAUGAAAUGAAAAAAUUACCAAAAAGUCCUGAACGAAAUAAAAAUCUUGAAGUUCAAUGUCAAUUUUUUAUGGUUAAACGAACACAUGUUCGAACAGAAGUACGAGAAGAAGCUAAACUCUAUCUACAUACAUUAUUAUCAAAAAAUGCUUUUCCACAUUUAUUCUGCAGUUCAGUUGUUAUUGAAACUCUCAUGAAUAUUAUUAAUAUUCUAUCAUAUUCAUUAAAUGAAGAUAAUUUACAUAAAGUAACUGCACAUCAUUGUAUACCGGGUACAAAUUAUACUAUUCAAUUUGUUGAUACUCAUGAAAAACGAUUGGAACUUUACAAUGCAUAUAUCGAUUUCGGUCGUACAUUUAUCGAACAAGCUUUAAUGAUAUCACCGAUAUUACUUAAAUCAUGUAUUCAACAAUAUAUGUUAAAACUUGAACAAGGAAAAAGAAAUUCCGAUGCUGCUCGUCAACAUCGAGGUUUACAUAUUAUGUGGGAAUAUUUGAGUACAUAUUCAAGAUCCGCUGAUGCUAAUUCAGCAACUAGUGGAAGUAAAAUAUAUUAUCGAAUGGAUUUUGCUGAUUAUAUGGUUUCUUUAAGUGAACGAAAUGCAGCUGUUGGAUUUGUUGAAGGACUUAAUCGUAAGGAUUUUCGAUCAGCAUUGAAACAAGUAAAAGAAGAAAUGGGAAAUGCGAUUCAUGAUCGAGUACAUUCAUUGGAUAAAUUUAAAUUAAUGCAACAACGUCGUCGACGUAUGUCAUUUGUAGCACCUCUUAAUCAUAAAGGCGUAGCACUUGAUUUCGAAGAACGAAUUGCUAUUUUUGAUAGUAAUUUUCGUUAUGGACUUUUUAAAUUAACAGCAAUGCUGAUUUAUAAUGUAGAUAAUACAGAUGAUUUUGAGAAUGAACUUAGUUUUACAACUUCUACUGGUACAUUUAAUAGAAAUAAUAGACAUAAAGAAAAUGUUCUCGAUCGAGAUAUGGUUCAUGCCUUAGCCUGGCUUCCUAUAAAAAUGUUUACAACAUCUGUAAUGGAAGCAGCUGUUGAUUGUUGGUCUUGGGCAAUAGUUGCUCGACCUGAAUUAGAAAUAUUAAUGGUAGAAGAGAUAUAUAAAGUUUGGGAGAAAAUUAUAAGUGAUCGUCACGGAUUAUAUUCAAUUGAUAAACCUGAGCCAUCUCCACUUGCUCCAUCAGAAAAUGAAGAAUUAAAACCUAAACCACCAUCGAUUAAUCCACAUCGAAUAUUUUUCAAAUUCAUUGAAGAACGUGUAUAUUUAUGUAUGCACAAAUCUGAUAUUGAAAUGGAAAUGCUUGUUGAUUUAUUUCAUAAAUCACUUUCAUUAAUAACGGAAAAUUCUAAAGCACCAAUGACGAAACAUAUUGAAUCUGUUGGUCUUAGAUUUCAACUUUUAUAUCUUGCAUUGUAUCUUGUACAAAGUGAUUAUUUAGCGACUGGUAUUAGUAAAUAUUUACUUCGAGAAAAAAUUUAUCAUACAGCAUUUGAAUAUUUUACAAUUCUUCAUCAUUGUCCAACUCAAUCACAUAAUGAAUUACGAAAUGAUAUUCGAAGAUUAAUUCGAUUUUUUUCAUUAGUACAUGGUGAAAAAAAAUUCUGUGAUGAUUCAACAUUUAAAAUUGAUUUCGAAAAUUCAAUGUCGAAUAAAAAUUCUAAUAAUGAAAUAGGUGAUGGUUCAUUAAAAAGUGGAAUACCAUCAGGUUUGAUUAAUUCAUUAGCUGGUGGUGGUGGAGCCGUGGCGGGAGUCGGCGGUCAAACAACAAUUAGUCGAAAAUCUACUUCAACAAAAAACACUGAUAAAAUCAAUGAUGCUGGAGUGUUAUCACGUGAUUUACUUAAAAAACGUAAUCUUCUUUUAACAUUACUUGCUUAUGAAAUUGAACGUUUGGAAACAUUUCAUAAUCCAUUGGGUCGUCCGGAUCUUCAAUUUGAUACAGAUACACAAUCAACAUAUACAAAUUGGAAAUUAUAUGAUAUGAAUGGAACAUCAAAUAAAGCAUGGAGAGAAUAUGGACGAUUAGCUUGGCUGAUUUCACCUGAUUUAGCUAUUAGUCUUUAUUAUGCAAUUCCAAAAGAACCAUUACGUACUGAAAUUCAACGACUUGUUAAAUCAUAUCCAUUACAAGUUCGACAUCUGCCAGAAGCAUUAAAUAUAUUUACAGUUAUAUCAGAUAAUAAUAUUCGACAUUGUGAAACAUCUCACAUUCUCACUUGGGCUUCAAUUAAUCCUGUUGCUGCACUUGCUUAUUUUGCUAGUGCACGUCUUAAUCAAGUCGCAAAUUCUUAUACAAUUCAAUUUGCUUCUCGUAUACUUUAUACAACAAAAUCCGAAGCACUUAUUUUAUAUAUUCCACAAUUAGUACAAGCUGUUCGUUACGAUGAAAUGGGUUUUGUACGUCGUCUACUUUUAGCUUUAUCAAGAAAAUCAAAUUUAUUAGCACAUCAACUUAUAUGGAAUAUUCGAACAAAUAUAUUUAAAAAUGAAACUACACCAGAUAAUGAAAUGAAAAUAAAAUUAGAACCAAUAGCACAACAAAUUGAAACAGCAUUUACAUCAACUGCAAAAGAUUUUUAUGAAAAUGUUUUUAAAUUUUCUGAUCAACUUACGAAUGUAUCAGAUAUUAUUAAAAUUUAUCCAAAAGGAAACGAACGUAAAGAAGCUUGUCUAAAAGCCUUGAAAGAAAUUGGAAGUGAAGUAAACUCUAUUGUUUAUCUUCCAUCCAAUCCUGAAGCAAUUGUAAUAUCAUUAUUACCGGAAACUGGUGCACCUAUGCAAAGUGCGGCUAAAGCACCAUAUCGAGCAACAUUUCGUGUACAAAAUGUUGGUAUCGGACAAGUUGAACGCGCUGCUGAACCUGAUUAUGUAUUUAUACCAGAUUUUAGUAAUCAAUAUAAACAAAUGGCUAUUUUUAAAGUUGGUGAUGAUGUUCGACAAGAUAUAUUAGCUUUACAAUUAAUGCGUUUAUUUCAUAAUAUUUUUGAACAAGAAGGUUUAGAAUUAUAUUUAUAUACAUAUCGAGUUAUUGCAACAAGUCCUGGUUGUGGUGUUAUUGAAUGUGUACCAGACUCUCGUUCACGUGAAGAUAUUGGUAGAAGUACUGAAGUUGGUUUAUUUGAAUAUUUUCGACAUACUUAUGGUAAAGAUGAUUCAAUAAAAUUUCAAAAAGCUCGACGAAAUUUUGUUAUAAGUAUGGCUGCAUAUUCAGUAGCACUUUUUAUGUUACAAAUAAAAGAUCGUCAUAAUGGAAAUAUAAUGAUUGAUGAUGAAGGACAUAUUAUUCAUAUAGAUUUUGGUUUUAUGUUUGAAUCAUCACCAGGUGGAAAUAUGAAAUUUGAACCGGAUAUUAAAUUAACUGCUGAAAUGAUUCUUAUUAUGGGUGAUUUAACAGCUCCUGCAUUCUUAUGGUUUAAAGAAUUAUGUAUUAAAGGCUAUUUAGCAUUAAGACCUUAUCGACAACAUUUUAUUACACUUGUUGCACUUAUGCUUGAUACUGGUUUACCAUGUUUUCGUGGUCAUACAUUAGAACAAUUAAAUGCUCGUUUUAAACCGGAUGCAAGUGAAGCUGAGGCAGCUCGUUAUAUGCAUGAAGUGAUAAAUCGUUGUGCACACAGUUUACGAACACGUAUUUAUGAUUAUAUACAAUAUCAACAAAAUUCCAUCCCAUAUUAA